AUGAACGAUUCACAGAAUCAGAACAGUUUCGAUUUUGUACCAAAGUCUGAUUAUAAGGAGAAGUGGCAUCUGGAAAAUAAAUGUCUUUUUCAUAAUCAACAAUUCGUAGAAGGAGAAAAACGCAAAACGGAAAGAAAGUGUACGAUAAGCGAAAUAGUGAACGGUUCGUGUCCGCAUUUCGACGAGAAAUUCAUAUCGAACACAGAUGGGAACACUUUGAAUAAAAAAUCAGGCGAUUGGAAAUGCAACGAAGGAAAUAUUGUACAAGAACCAACGAUCGCUGAAUGGAGGUGGAAAAAUCCAUACAGCAUUUCUGAUUUCGAUCGAUCGAAACAUUGGUAUCGGAAGAAUUUCACUUCGGGAGAUAACAUUUCGACGAAUUUGUUGCACACGAUAGACGGUCGUUACAAGAAUCCUACGAGAGACGAUCCAAAGAGAAAUUUCUUGUACAACUUUCGGGAGUAUUUGGUCAAUUAUCAAGAGUCAUGCGGCGUUCCACGAUCAGAGUACUCGUUUCUGGCUCUCAUUAGAACAAUGGGUCGAGCGACUGGUCGAUCUCUUCUCGCGUUGUUAUACGUGAUGCUGAACAUCAUACCUGUUGUAGAGGUAUUCCUGUACCUAUUGCGAUUCAUUCUGGAUAAGGUGAUUAGCAUAAGAAACAGUAAGGACUUCCGGCAGACGAUGGUACGAUGUUUUAUAUUCACCGCAGAAUUAUUCAGUGUAUACGUAUGUUUAAUAUUUAUAUUCGGUUUUAUUGUCUUGCCGGUUGUGCAUAUGGUAAUUGACAUAGUAGCAAAGAUCAUGCCCUGCAAUUAA
This is a messenger RNA of Habropoda laboriosa, 816 nucleotides long. RefSeq lists its product as uncharacterized. The transcript is spliced from 4 exons. The record is from RefSeq and is a predicted model, not a curated record. Lineage: Eukaryota; Metazoa; Arthropoda; Insecta; Hymenoptera; Apidae. Bases 1 to 816 code for a protein of 271 amino acids.